UUUCUGUUGUUAGUUCGAUCAACAUGACAGACGUAAUCGACGCUGGUGUUGCAAAAACUGGUGCAUACAAAUACGAAGAUGGAACGCGAUAUGUGGGGGAGUGGAGCUCUAAAGGUCAAAAACAUGGUAUGGGUCAUCUCGUGCUGCCAGACGGUACGAGGUAUGACGGUGCUAUGGUUAGUGGCCUCUGCUCUGGACUAGGGGUUAUGGCAUUUCCAGAUGGGGCCAAAUACGAGGGUGAGUUCAUGCAAGGCUGGUUCCACGGUCAUGGUGUGUUCUGGCGAGCUGAUGGAAUGAAGUUCGAAGGGGAGUUCCGAGGAGGACGUGUUUGGGGUUUAGGACUCGUUACAUUCAAUGACGGCAGUAACGGCUUUCCAAGAAACGAAGGAUACUUCCAAGACUGCAAAAUGGUGCGUCGCAAGCGUUGCCCGGAAGUAGUCCAGCGUGCUCAGAAAGUCGCUUAUAUGGCUCGAGCGCAAUGCCAGCAAAUGUAGACUAAUUACGAUUAUAAAAUAAUAUAAUUUAUAUUCAGAUCAAUUAUAAUUUCAGACUGCA
Melitaea cinxia (Glanville fritillary) is the source of this 555-nucleotide messenger RNA. RefSeq names its product MORN repeat-containing protein 4 homolog (gene rtp). Bases 24 to 494 code for a protein of 156 amino acids. The record is from RefSeq and is a predicted model, not a curated record. Lineage: Eukaryota; Metazoa; Arthropoda; Insecta; Lepidoptera; Nymphalidae. The transcript is spliced from 4 exons.